AUGAGUAGAAAUAGCUCUAUUAUGCGGAAAGCAUCGAGCGAGAAUGUUGUCUCAAUGGAAACAUCAGAGGCAACAAUGGAACAACAAUACAAAAUAUGUCCAUAUGGAUGUUGUAAAACUGAAAGUAUAACAGGCUACGUUUUUCAGAAAGGUUUCAUGGAGGGGCUUUAUUCCGAUGUCAGGGUGAAUGCAUUUGGGAAAUCAUAUAAAUUACACAAACUUUUCCUUGAAAGAAGUCCUUACUUUAAGUCAUUGUUCGGCUGGUCAACAGAUAGUGAUAGUGAGGAAUCGGGGAGUUAUGAGAUCAAUGAUGACGUGAGAGAGAACGGUGAUGGAUCCAAUCUUUACACGCUUAGCUUUGAUGAUGAUGAGGAAUGUACACAAAAGAGUUUUGAGCUUGCAUUGGCAAGAUUGUAUGGGUCAGCCAACAUUGAAGAGGAAAAUAAAAUACCGUACAACAUGAUUGCAGUAGGGCAAUAUCUUGCAAUUAGUGACAUUGUUUGCACGGCCACCGAUUACAUAGUAAAGCAAAUGGACAUGAGCAACAUUUCGGAGAACUUGAGGUUUGCUACAGCUAACAAUUACGGAUCUGCUAGCGAGAGAAUUAUUCAGAAUGGCAAGGGAAUUCUAUGUGCAGAUGGCUGGGAAUAUGGACCAGCAAAAUGGGAUGAGAUCCCGGAGUCAGUAAUUGCCGAAAUUGUUGGUGAGGACUAUUUCUUUGUUCCGACUGAAUGGGAUAGGUGCAUUUUUAUCAUAAAGCUUAUAGAAAGGCGGUUGAUGGUUUCUCCCACUGAUAGGGAGAAAGUUAAACUUCUUCGUAAAGCUUUAAACGAGAAAAUUCACUUUUGCCACAUGACGCCGGAUCAACUCCAGGAACUGGAAUUGCUACGAGAUGCAAACGGUGCCCAUUACAUAAACCCCCAAGUUCUUCACAAUGCUCUUUGGAGGGCCAUGCAGAUUAAAAGACUAGUUUUGGAAGCACCAAACGUUCCACAACUUGAAAAUGUCGUCACCAAUCCAGUUCCACCAACUGAAGACUCAGUAUGGUAUAAGGUUCCCCAAAAGGAUGACACAAUAUCUGGACUUCCUGCAGAGCUGGAUGAACUUUUAUAUACCAAUGAGCCAACUAUUUCUAACAAUCAGGAGGCGCUUAAGGGUGAUGGAAAUGCAAAAUCGACUCAAGGUAGACACAUGGAAGAGCAAGACAGUCUGAAAAGGUAUUGCUGGACGAAAUUUCCUUCAUUUAGGUUCUCCGUUUCGUUUGCAAACGUUUCCGAUCUUUUGCCUAACAGAAGAGUAUACGCAAAAACCUUCUGGUAUGCCGGAUCGUACUGGAACCUCUAUCUACAAAAAAAUCGGAUCUCUUCUCGACACUCAUACCAAGUUGGUGUUUACCUUCAUAGAGCAAGCAGUUCGUCUUUAUCAUCUCCACCCAAAAACGGCCUUGUUAAUCCAGAUAUAUAUGCAGAUAAUAUCAAUUACAAGACUGGUCCAAUCAGAUACAGCGCUAACUCAUCACUGGAGACGACUAACGAACUAGAAACGCCUGCAAAUGCAUCAUCUUUAUCGACACCUAUUCCUAUGAAGCCUGAUUCGGACUCAGGCGCCUCAUCGAUGGAUUCGACCAGAAUAAUUACCAACACGGAUCAGAACGAACUAAAAGAGCAUAUCAGCGAGGAUCCACUAACAGCUUUUAGUGAGAUGUCUAUAUCAGGUAACUACAACGAAAUGAGCCCCAAGAAAAUGGGCUACACAAAUGGAAAAUCCGGAAAAAGCAUUCCAGGAACGAACUACGAGGACCACAGAGAUUCAAUCAGAGUAUACUUCGUUAUAUUCACGCCAUCAAGGCGGAUGAAGCCUACAAUUGCUUCGUUUCUAUCUGUCCCGAAUGACUUCAGCAGAUCGCAAAGCUGGGGGUGGAAAAGCAACAGCAUGUGCGUUUUUAAUGAAGAUGGCACUUUCCCUGCCAACCACAGCCCACAUCUCAAAUUCAUGAUUGUGCUCGGAAAUGUUUGA
This is a messenger RNA of Brettanomyces bruxellensis, 2016 nucleotides long. RefSeq lists its product as uncharacterized. Gene Ontology annotation, molecular function: protein binding. Bases 1 to 2016 code for a protein of 671 amino acids. The transcript has a single exon. NCBI's taxonomy places the organism in Eukaryota, Fungi, Ascomycota, Pichiomycetes, Pichiales, Pichiaceae. The record is from RefSeq and is a predicted model, not a curated record.